Messenger RNA from Mesitornis unicolor (brown roatelo), 591 nucleotides. Its product is annotated as protein phosphatase 1H. Gene Ontology annotation, biological process: protein dephosphorylation. The annotation marks the transcript as partial. NCBI's taxonomy places the organism in Eukaryota, Metazoa, Chordata, Aves, Mesitornithiformes, Mesitornithidae. Gene Ontology annotation, molecular function: protein serine/threonine phosphatase activity. The record is from RefSeq and is a predicted model, not a curated record. The transcript has 5 exons.
GCUUACAUGCAGCCCCACUUACUGGGAAAUGAGUUCACGCAUUUAGAGUUUCCACGGAGGGUGCAGCGCAAGGAGGUUGGAAAGAGGAUGCUCUACCGUGACUUCAACAUGACUGGCUGGGCAUACAAAACCAUUGAGGAAGAUGACUUGAAGUUUCCUCUUAUAUAUGGAGAAGGCAAGAAGGCUCGGGUUAUGGCAACAAUUGGAGUGACCCGAGGACUGGGAGACCAUGACCUCAAAGUGCAUGACUCUAAUAUAUACAUCAAACCUUUCCUGUCCUCAUCUCCUGAGGUGAGAGUCUAUGACCUCCUGCAGUACGAGCAUGGGCCUGACGAUGUUCUGAUCCUAGCUACUGAUGGACUCUGGGAUGUGCUGUUAAAUGAAGAAGUGGCAGAAGCUGUCACUAACUUUCUACCAAACUGUGACCCCGAUGAUCCCCACAGGUACACGCUGGCGGCGCAGGACCUGGUGAUGCGAGCCAGGGGGGUGCUGAAGGACCGGGGCUGGCGAAUAUCCAACGACAGGCUGGGCUCUGGAGACGACAUCUCUGUCUACGUCAUCCCUUUGAUACAUGGGAACAAACAGUCGUGA